CGGGGCUUGCCUGUCGGAUGGAUACGUCGCGCUCGGCGUUGGCCCAGGCUGCGCUUACGGCUUGUCCAAGUUCCGAAGUGUCGCGCUCUCGGUGGUCAUUUUCUGUGUGACAGUUUCCCUUAUCCCAAUCUACAAUAAAAAAGUAUUAUCCGGAAACAGCGACGUUGAUACGUUCCCGUACCCUGUCGCCACUUCUUUCCUGCAGCUCAGCUUCGUGUCACUUGCGCUGGGCCUUGGCGACUCGCUCGCGUUCCUGCUGUGCCCUCGUCGGGCCGAGUGGAGCCCGUCCUGGCUGUUCGGCCCGCACUUCUGGUACAAGCUGCGGUACUCGGGCCCGGCGGGGCUCUGCUUCGGCCUGAAGUUCUCCUUCACGAACUGGGGGCUGCUGCUCGUGCCCACGGCCACGCACAUGCUCCUCCAGUCCACGGACCUCCUCUGGACCGUGGGGUGCGCGUGGCUGGUGGUGGGCGAGCGGGUGGGCGCGCAGGAGGGCUGCGCCGUCCUGCUCACGGCCUUGGGCACCAUGCUGAUCAGCCUCGACGAGGCCACCGUCGCCGCGCUCCGGCGCGGCGUGAAGGAGCUCAUGCGCCCCGACAACCGGGUCGGCGGCAUGCUUGCUGUGGAGGUCACGGCCAUUAAGCUCGCGGUGUCGUCCCUGACGUGCCUCGCGGCGGCGUGCCUCGUCGAAGGGGGCGGUCUAGGCCUGAGCAGGUGCGCGGGCCUGAGGGAGGGUCGCGCUGAGCCGUGGUGGGAGGCGCUGGCGGUCUACCCCGCACGGGGAGUCUCGCUGGUGCUGCUGGUGGCGGUGCUGAUCCUCGUUUUCCAGGUGAACAUCACGUGGCUGGCACGACUGACCUCCGCCGUGACCGUUGGCAUGGUGGCCAGCGUCAAGGUCGUGCCCCAGUGGCUGCUCAACGGCCUGAUGGGGCUGCAGGGGCCGACCUCCCCUGCCUUCGCGGUGGGCGUGGCGCUGGUGCUCCUGGCGAGCCUGCUCUACCUGCAGGGCAGGGCGGGCUCCUGCGAGCAGGCGCAGGGGCUCUAA
This is a messenger RNA of Prorocentrum cordatum, 1042 nucleotides long. Lineage: Eukaryota; Dinophyceae; Prorocentrales; Prorocentraceae. The record is from the annotation of a GenBank genome assembly.